This is a messenger RNA of Maniola jurtina (meadow brown), 3950 nucleotides long. It is a transcript of the gene aos, whose product is annotated as protein giant-lens. The record is from RefSeq and is a predicted model, not a curated record. The transcript has 4 exons. Bases 110 to 940 code for a protein of 276 amino acids. NCBI's taxonomy places the organism in Eukaryota, Metazoa, Arthropoda, Insecta, Lepidoptera, Nymphalidae.
CGUUCGACCCGCAAACUACUCGUACACGACACGACAGCCGAACAGAGCCUUCGAUAACACAAGUGUGACAACUUGACGACUCCCGAUACCUCGAUAGCUGACAGUGAUCAUGCAAGUGCUCACCACGGUACUGUUCGCGUGCGUGCUCGCGGCCGUGCGCGCCGUCAUCCGGACCCCGCUCGAAGCGUUCCGGCCUUCCGGAGAGAUCCACAUCCGAAGGCCGGACAAGCUGCCACUUCUCCCGCACAGACGCUCCAACACGCCCAAAAGUGGACUCAAGGUCCUAUACCAAACUGGAGUAUCAGAGGAGGACUUGCCAGAUUGCAGGGCGAGGCAGGUGUGCAGUAAGGUGGACCUUUACGACUCCACGCAGCCCUGGAUAGAGAGGAAGUGUCGUUGUUUGGGACAUAGGCCUUGUUCUAGUGAUCUAGCGGACGACGACAACCACACGCUAGCGGACAAAACGACGCUGUACAAAACCUGCGAACCCGUGAAGAGGUUACCCAAAUGCCGCUACUUCAAGGACGCGGCAUGGAUCAUCUACUCCUUCCCCGAUAGCAACGCGACGCAGCAGAUCGUCAACUGCCACUGCCCCAAGCAAUCCGUCACGUAUUUGCUGAGGAAGUUACCGUACACGACACCUAGCGGCGAACCAGGCAACCAGUACCAGUUCGGGUGCUCGCCGCAAAGCAGGUUACGGUGUUCCCGAAAAGAACCAUGCAAGCUUUUCAGCGCCAGGCGUCGUCACGAGCAAAUAGACGAGGUGAACGCUAGCACCAUCUGCCAAUGCCCAAGGGACCACACCUGCCCUAAGCACCAUACAGAACCAGGAGUACUACCAGGGGUCACCUAUGUAGCUGAGGACAUCCGUACGUACCACGGCUACUGCAUGCCCGAACCUCCACCCGAAACCUACAGAUUUGUAGGCGAUAAAGACUGAGACUUCAAAGAAUUUACCCUAUUAUGUGAUCGCUUCAAUUGUACCCAGAGUGUACAGGCGGCUUUCGAAGAUUAGGCAGCUUUUAUGAUUUGCUCAUUAGACAUUACCUGUUUAGUACAAAAAUUAAUAAUUAUAUUAGGACUUCCAAAAUAAACUAUGUAAUUCAUCCUUUAAAGGCUUAAACAACGACAACUGCGCGGCAGGAUGUCAUACCGAAUGCGCGCGUACGAGUAUGUACGCGUGUACGAUUUGUAAUACAAGGAACUGUAUAAAUAGCACGCCACAUUGCAGCACUCUGCUACUAGAUGUGUUACGCAGUGUGAUUGCCUUCACACAUUUUCUUGUAAUACAGUGUGCUUAGUAUGAGAUUUUAUAGCUCAGAGGCUCACCAACGUAAAUAGAAUUUGAGCAUCGAAACUUUAGAGCCACAGUACAAUAGAUUUUAAAUGCCUUGUUUUAACAUUCAAGCUUAUCCAUACUCCAAAUGGAUUGUCAAAUUAAAAUUGGUGGUACGACGUAAAAUCUCAUACUAAGCAGACAACUUCUUACUAUUAGUCGAACACGUUUCGUCGCGCAUUGCGUGUUUUUCAGGCUUAAUAUAGUGCAACCAAGUCGCGAGCUAGACUGUGGAAAAAUAUUUUUAAGUAGGAUUUUGAGGUACUGAGUGAUAGUGUUUUUUUUAUGUAGAAUCAACGCUUUUAAUUUGUGAUUCGUUUUUUGAUUCGUUUUGUAUUAUGACAUAGACUUUUUUUUACUUUUAUACCAAUCCAAGCUGCAUUUGACAAAGUUGAUAUACGAAUAAAAAGCGUUGAAGUUAAUUACUUGUAUAUAUUUUGCAAUGUAACGCUUGCUAAUGCCCUGGUUUUCUAGGAUAGCGGUUGCUUUAUGCCGGCAUCUACAUCUGAGAGGUAGUAUCUUGACAGUCGCUUCACGGUGUCAAAAAUAGCUCUUUGACAGCCAAAUUAAUAAUUAUUAAUAAAUUAACCAAUCCAUAGUCUGUCGGUGAAUUACUUAGCAACGUUGUUAUUUGUCAAAAAAUGUGGGAUCUUUCAUGACAAAUAACAACGUUGGUAAGUAAUUCAGCGAGAGAUUACAGAUAGAUCGAAUUUGUCAGAAACCACGCAAAAUGUUUCUAUUAAACCAUUUUGUUUUAAUAGAAACAUUUCGGAAGAGAUCAUUCGAUGCUAUAUUAUUAAGACGUCUAUUAGACGAUAGGAUCUGCAUCAGCUGUUAAUAUUAACUUAAUCAUAACUGAGGGUUGAACAAAACUUCCAGAUAUUUGUCAUGCAAUUUCAUGCAAACAUUCGUAUGACGGCAGGUUAUCCGUCAGUCAUGGCAUGGACUGUGGCAAAACUGACAACAAAACAGCAGUUGGAACUGCAAAUAGAGCCUAAGGUUGCCUUUUCACUGAAACGGAACGGAGCGGAGCGGACAUGCAUUUGGCAGAUCAAUCAGAUUAUUCAUGAAAGACAUGUUAAUUUUAUUACGCCAUCAGUGUGUAAUCUAAUUGCUUUACUAAAUACAUUUCUGCUUUCACGUUCAAUAGACAGGCACCUUUAGUCGACAGCUAUGUAACGGUUCUGCUAUCCUAUAAAACUAGAGUUUAACAUAUUGUUUCUGUUAUAUUUGUAAAUAAUAAUAUUAGUGUUAAGUAUCAUUCCAAACGUUAGUUUAAAUUAUUAUAUUAUUUUUCAUAUUUUAAAUAUUUACUUGCCAUACUUGCGUAGUUGUUGCGUUUUUAUUUGUCAAAGUAUUUUUUUAAACGAAGCUUUUGUUCAGUAUGUCUUCCAUUCCAGUUAAGAGGGCAGUCAUAAUGUCAUUGUUUUGUUUUUAUUUAUGAUUGUGUAAUUGUUAUACGAUAAUGAAUUGGUCGGAAGCCAUAUACCUACCUAUAGAUAAAACUUAAAGUAUUUUAGGAUAAGUUAUUUUUGAAACCGUACUGCUUGCUUAUUUGAUUGAAGAAAACACGCUUUUUGCGAUUUGAUAAGUGUCGAUGCCAAUUUUUCUAGAAUACAGAUUAGACUAGAUAAGCAACUGAAGUAUUUUUUUUUUAUUAAUGGUGAGAUGAGUAGCAUCCCGACGAAUGUGGUGUAUGGCCUAAUUUACUAUACUUAAAAAAGUGGCUGUGACAUACGGCAGACAGACAGACAGACAUGACGAAUCUAUAAGGGUUCCGUUUUUUGCAAUUUGGCUACCGAACCCUAAAAAGGACUGACCGAAUGGCAAAGUUGAGAUUUUCCAUGUUCUGUAAGGUUUUCUCUACAAGCAGAUCCCCACCGAAGCAGGGGCGGGUCAUAUUAUAGUAAGUGAAUAAAUAAGAUCACUACAUACCCUAUUAUAAUGAAAAUGAAAAUGAAAAAAUAUUAAAAUCACCCGUCGUCGCACUUAAUUUGCGUUUUUACGGGUUAAUCCUAGAAAAUACUUCACGGAAUUUCAUACGGUUUUCACUAAUAAAUAGAGGCAUUAUUUAAGUAGAUUAUUAUGAAAGUAGACUAUAAUUUAUGGACAUUUUCCGAAAAUACUUUUUAUUUUAUUUUAUUCAGAUACAAGUUAGCCCUUGACUGCAAUCUCAUCUGCACUACUUAUGCUACCGGUAUGAUGAUAAAUUGUAGGUUAAUUAAGUCGGGAAAAAUCGUCACCCGUGCAAAACCGUGGCGGAUCACUAGUUGUCAAUAAAUCAUUUUAUGUUGAGAUAAUAAGUGUUGCUAGUUAGCUUAUUUAGUCGAUAUUUGUAUUCUUCUUGAUUACAAAGAUAAAAAUCUUAUCUGUAAGUAUGGAACUGAAUUUUGUUAGUAAGAUUUUACGUACGAAAAACUUACAGUACCUACUUACGAUCGUAUAGAGAAGCUUAAAGAAUGGCACAAGUCAUAUUAUCUGUACAUGUAUGUAAAUAUGAGAAAUGUUGAUGUUUGUAAAAUCAUACCGAUGUAACGUCUUCCUUAUUUGUUUCGUGUAUAGCUAUUACAUAAGUUAAAUUAUUGACAGAAAACGAAUAAAUGUUUCAAAAUUG